AUGUCUUACAAUCUCUCGCCCGAAAAGAUGGUUUCAACCCCUCUGGAGGCAGACGAGCUGGAAAGAGAGAAUAAAGUUCCCCACAAUUCGAGUUCAAAUAUAAUGGUGCUCCUUUGCGAGCCUGGGCUAUACGACAUGGAAAUAAAUCUGAUCAGAAAGGUCUUUUUCCAAAAUAUUGGAAAUAUGCGAAAUAGGAUGAAGAUCGAACUAGAACUUCUUGAAAAGAAAAAAGGAAUAUAUGGGUUAGUUAAAGGUAAAAUAGAGUUUACUAACGAAGCUACCCCAAUGGCGAACAUAAUUAAGGAUGUUCUAUCUUCGACAAAAGAUACGAAGACGCAGAAGUGGCUGAAAUCCUAA
This is a messenger RNA of Acaulospora colombiana, 357 nucleotides long. NCBI's taxonomy places the organism in Eukaryota, Fungi, Glomeromycota, Glomeromycetes, Diversisporales, Acaulosporaceae. The record is from the annotation of a GenBank genome assembly.